AAAGGGGCGUACAGAGAGGACGGCGGAAGUCUCGAGAAUCUUUAACAACAACGGUUUUUUUUGUAGUUUUGCGGCGUUGUUUGUUUGACGUUUGUGUCAUACCAGUAAUCAGCAAUACAUUCACUAACUUCGUUAGUUACAUACGUGUAAAGGUGGGAAAAAGCUGCUUUUUCGCGUUUACUUUUCCCUUUAUUGUGACCUGGGCACAUUGGUAAUGUCGUCCCCAAUGGAAAUGACCGAGCUGUAUGACAACGCUCUGCUUGGCAUACUACAGCACGUCGGAAACAUCCAGAAUUUUCUUCAGGUUUAUUUCGGCUUUCUGUACCGAAAAACUGACUUCUAUCGCCUGCUCUCCGGCCCCAACGACCGCAUGGGUUUCCCCCCUGGAGUAGCAGAGAAGAUGGUUCUUAAGACAUUCAGGAUGUUUGAGCGUAUAGCAGCACAGGAUAGAGAGAGACUCACACAGGAGAAGGAGAUGAGGACGGCGCCCCCUGCAGUGCAGGAGGUGGUGGUACAGUCUGAGCAGCAGGAAGCAGGUGCACUGGGACAAGAAGAUUUGGCGCCCGUGGUGGAAUCUGCGAGCCCAGCAGCGGAGUCUGCGAGCCCCACUGCGGAGCAGGACCCACCUUCUGAGUCAAAGCCAGCUUGCAGUGAGGCUGCCCAGCCUCCAGAAGCUGGUCAGGCAGAGGGGGGCUCAGAUGCCACUGAUGCAGCUUCAGGGCAGACACAGUUCCAGGCAAACCCAGACAGUUAUAAUGGAGCUGUCAGGGACAACUACAGCUGGUCUCAGGAUUACUCGGAUGUGGAAGUGCGUGUGUGUGUGCCCGCCAACAUUGUCAGGGGCAAACAGGUCUCGGUGGAUCUGCAGGCGAGCAGCAUCCGCGUGGCUGUGUGGGGGGGGGCCACGGAGCGAGUGCUUAUGGAGGGAGAGUUCACGCAUAAGAUCAACACAGAGAACUCCCUCUGGAGCCUGGAGCCCGGCAGCUGCGUGCUGCUGUCCCUCAACAAGAGCGGUGAGGUGUGGUGGAGUGCCGUGCUGAAGGGCGAGGCGGAGAUUGACAUCAACCAUAUCAACCGUGAGCGCUCCAUGGCCACAGUGGACGAGGAGGAGCACGCGGUGCUGGAUCGCCUCACCUUCGACUACCACCAGAAGCUACAGGGCAAGCCGCAGAGCCAUGAGAUGAAGGUGCAUGAGAUGCUGAAGAAGGGCUGGGAUGCAGAGGGAUCCCCCUUCAAAGGACAGACGUUUGACCCGACCAUGUUUGACAUCCCACCCAGUGCUGUGCAGUUCUGAGUUUCACCAGGAGAGGGUGCCACUGACAAACAGCCUUCAGCCUCACAGGGACAGGAUGCUUGGAUGCACACACUUACACACACGGGGUGUGGUUUCUGCCCAUGUGCCCUAAGUAUGAGAGGCGUUCAAACCACAGUCUCCUGCCAAAGCUUCCAAAAGCAGAAAUGGACUGAAUUGUUCAGAAUUCAUCUCUUAGGGGUACUUUGCGUUCUCUUUUGGUCACUAGUCUGCGUGUACACCGCUUAGUUCCUGAAAUUUUCUAGGAAAACUUUCAUGGGGUAAAUACAAUGUCAGGUGCUGUAUGUGUGGCUAUUAAUUUGUAUGUUUGUUAACUUGAUGGGAUUCCCCCCCCCCCCCUCGGCGUUUUUCCCCACAGCAGUGUGUUCAGAAUUUAUCAGUUGUCUGUUUACUGUCCUGCCAUCAUUCAUCUUCAGGUUAAGCACUUCAGAACUUGGUUCCCAUAUCUUAUUAACUCCUUUUAUCUUGUGUACCUACAAAUAAAAAGUGUGAUACA
Brienomyrus brachyistius is the source of this 1808-nucleotide messenger RNA. It is a transcript of the gene nudcd3, whose product is annotated as NudC domain containing 3. The record is from RefSeq and is a predicted model, not a curated record. The transcript is spliced from 6 exons. Gene Ontology annotation, cellular component: cytoplasm. Gene Ontology annotation, biological process: protein folding. The coding region runs from base 215 to 1294 and encodes 359 amino acids. Lineage: Eukaryota; Metazoa; Chordata; Actinopteri; Osteoglossiformes; Mormyridae.